UUUCCAAAUCGAAGGUUGGAGACAGACACUUGCACAGAUAAGAAUAGAAAGGAAAGAGGGAGGAGGGAGAGACAAAAAUUAAUAUUAAAAACAGUGAGAGAAACAAUUAGAUAGAGAGAGAAUCGAAAGGCUUAAAAGUUCUACUCUGGUACUGGCUAUUAGGGCUUCCUAUUAAUCUUUAUGAACCUUAAUAUCUCCCGCCUUGGUUGAUAGAUUGAUUUGCUUUAUCUAUCUCUCUCUCCGGUGUUAAAAACCCUAAUUUUUGCGCUUUAAGUUGAUUACUUUGAUUGCGACUUCUGUUCAAUUUGCUUGGGUGCGAAUUUGAAUCGGGGGGAGAGAGGAGCUACGAUGGGCGCGCAAGAGAAGUCUCAAGCGAACGCCAGUUCGAUGCAGCGAGUGAAGGUAUAUCGUUUGAAUGAUGAUGGUAAAUGGGAUGACCAAGGUACUGGGCAUGUAACUGUUGACUAUUUGGAGAGAUCAGAAGAGUUGGGUUUGUUUGUUAUUGAUGAAGAAGAUAAUGAGACAAUACUUUUGCACCGCAUCAGCCCAGACGAAAUUUACAGAAAGCAAGAAGACACAAUUAUCUCGUGGAGAGACCCAGAAUUCUCCACAGAAUUGGCUCUUAGCUUCCAAGAAACUACAGGGUGCUCAUACAUAUGGGACAGCAUCUGUAAUGUGCAGAGGAAUCUUAAUUUCAGUUCUCUAAACAGUGAGACAUUUCAUAGCGUGAACAGUGAAUUGAGGGAAUUGCCAAAUGUUGAGCUUUCCACACUUCCAUUAAUACUUAAGACUGUGACAGAGAGUGGCAUUGCAGAUCAACUGCGGCUGACGGAACUUUUACUGAGCGAUCAAGAUUUCUUCCAGAAGCUGAUGGAUCUUUUUCGAAUAUGUGAAGACUUGGAAAAUGUUGAUGGCCUUCAUAUGAUAUUCAAAAUAGUCAAAGAGAUCAUUAUGCUCAAUAGUUCUCAGAUCUUUGAGAAAAUUUUUGGGGAUGAGUUGAUCAUGGAUAUUAUUGGUUCCCUUGAGUAUGAUCCUGAGGUUCCUCAUGUUCAACAUCAUCGAAAUUUUUUAAAAGAUCAUGUUGUUUUCAAGGAGGCCAUUCCAAUAAAAGAUUCCCUGGUCCUUUCAAAGAUACACCAGACUUACAGAAUUGGUUAUUUAAAGGAUGUUGUUUUGGCUAGAGUGUUGGAUGAAUCGACCAUUGCGAAUCUCAAUUCAAUAAUUCAUGGGAAUAAUGCCAUUGUUGUCUCCUUGUUAAAGGAUGACAACACCUUCAUUCAGGAACUAUUUGCUACACUGAGGUCACCUGCCACCUCUGCAGAAUCCAAGAAAAAUUUGGUAUAUUUCUUGCUUGAGUUUUGUAGUUUAAGCAAGAGCCUGCAAAUGGUCCAGCAGCUCCGGCUAUUUAGGGAUCUCAUGAAUGAAGGUAUCUUUGACAUAAUCGCUGAUGCUUUGCAAAGUCAAGAUAAAAAGCUUGUAUUAACUGGGACAGAUAUCCUCAUUUUGUUCCUGAAUCAGGAUCCAAACCUUUUGCGUUCUUAUGUUGUUCGGCCAGAAGGAGUUCCACUUCUAGGACUCCUGGUUAAAGGAAUGCUAACAGAUUUUGGGGAUGACAUGCACUGCCAGUUUCUAGAAAUUCUUCGUAGUUUAAUGGAUUCAUACACAUUGUCAGGAGCUCAGAGGGAUACCAUUAUUGAUAUCUUUUAUGAGAAGCAUUUGGGUCAAUUAAUUGAUGUUAUAACAGCAUCAUGUCUCCCCAAAGGUGCUGCUCAAUCAGUUGGUGGCGAAUCUGUGGUUGGUGGAGUAGAAAUUGAAAGCACAAGGCCUGAAAUACUCUCAAAUAUAUGUGAACUGCUAUGCUUUUGUGUUCUGCACCAUCCUUACAGAAUAAAGUGUAAUUUUCUUCUUAAUAACGUUAUAGAUAAAGUUUUGUUACUAACACGGAGAAGGGAAAAAUAUCUAGUUGUUGCCGCUGUUCGAUUUGUUCGUACAAUUCUUUCUCGCCAUGAUGAACAUCUGAUAAAUCAUAUUGUAAAGAAUAAUAUUCUUAAACCAAUUGUGGAUGUUUUUGUUGCAAAUGGCAAUCGUUAUAAUCUGCUGAACUCUGCAGUUUUGGAGCUCUUUGAGUACAUCCGCAAGGAAAAUCUAAAGUCAUUGCUUAAAUACAUUGUUGAUUCAUUCUGGAAUCAGUUGGUUAAUUUUGAGUAUUUGGCUUCUAUUUGUUCUUUCAAAGUUAAAUAUGAGCAGGUAUUUUCCAUUCCCUGCAUGUUUUCCACCAGUUUACUUCAGAUUAAGAUUCUUUGCCCUUACAAGUUUUGUUUUCAGUGCUUGGAAAAUAGUGGAACCAAAAGUAAUGUUAAUUCACUGGACUCAAGAAAACGAGGUGAUGAGCGUGCCCUGGAGAAAGAAGAGGAAGAUUACUUUAAUGAAGACAGUGACGAAGAGGAUACAGCAUCUGCCUCUCACACCCAGAGAACUCAGGCUCAGCCAGUUUUAACCAAUGGAGUAGCUGCAAGCUACACAUCAUUAAGUCCAAGAUCUGGUGGACUUGUUGACUAUGAUGAUGAUGAAGAUGAUGAAGACUACAGACCACCUCCUAGAAAACAAUCAGAAGCUUCAGAGGAAGAUGAAGGAAUAAUGGCAUCUCUCAGGUUGAAGCGUAAAUUGUCUGUUCCCAAGGAAAAGGAGCCUGAACUAGUGAAGAAGCAGCGGUUGGGUAAAACCUCAAAGCCAAGAGAUAGCGUUGUAUUUGCUGCUUUGUGUUCAACACUAAGCCAGGCAGUGCGACCUGGCAAGAAAGCUGCAAGAAGCACGCAAUUAAGUCCUCAUACAACUGAUGGGAGCAAGGGCAUCGGUGAACAGGAACCGGCUUCUAAUUCUCUGAAUAGAGAUAACAGUGGCAGUUCAGACGAGGAAAAUUAUAGAGAAAGGGAGUCCACUGCUUCAAGGAGUUGUUCGGAUUGCCUGCAUACCAGUUCAGAUAAUCGACAGCUAAGCAGUGAUGACUGCCCUUUGAUACCACCAAAAUCCUCUCCAGAAAUGGCUGUAAAUGGAUCUUAAGUUAUUUUUUGGAAAUUUUCUUGUCCUUUUUGUUAUCGAACCAAUGAUAGUUGAAGAGCUGGGCAACUGAAGAAAUGGCGUGCUUUAGAAGAGAGUGGGUGAAAGUGGUUUUGGGGUUGAAUGGAAAGUAGAUGAGUAUACUUAUAUAUUGGUACCAAAGGGCCUAAGGAAUUCAAUGCUGGUGAUGUGAUAUAGGCCCAGUCUUCCCCGUUUGCUGGAAAGAUUUAUAUAUAGCUUUGAUUUUCUUUGUUUUAUUUAAUCUAUUCUUCUUUUAGGUAUGUGAUUAUGAUAGAAAAGGGCAUCAAAUAUGCCCUUCAUAGUGUUCCUUUUUUGUCAGUUUUGUGGUGGUUGUGGGUGAUAUAGAGUUGAGGAAGGUUAGGAAGGAAGGCCAAAUUUUCACUUGUAGAAGAACAAGAAACCUCAUUUAUAGACCCCUUUGUAAAUUAAAACUUGGUAUCGGGCGACGUACUUUCCAAGGCUUUUGUGCUAUUGCUAUAUUUCAUAAGCAAAAUUAAAAUCUGUUCACUCUUAAA
This is a messenger RNA of Mangifera indica (mango), 3593 nucleotides long. RefSeq names its product serine/threonine-protein phosphatase 4 regulatory subunit 3-like. The transcript is spliced from 23 exons. Gene Ontology annotation, biological process: protein dephosphorylation. Gene Ontology annotation, molecular function: protein phosphatase activator activity. The record is from RefSeq and is a predicted model, not a curated record. NCBI's taxonomy places the organism in Eukaryota, Viridiplantae, Streptophyta, Magnoliopsida, Sapindales, Anacardiaceae. Bases 349 to 3060 code for a protein of 903 amino acids. Gene Ontology annotation, cellular component: nucleoplasm; protein phosphatase 4 complex.